Lampris incognitus (smalleye Pacific opah) is the source of this 2169-nucleotide messenger RNA. RefSeq names its product ethanolamine-phosphate phospho-lyase (gene etnppl). The transcript is spliced from 13 exons. Gene Ontology annotation, molecular function: ethanolamine-phosphate phospho-lyase activity; transaminase activity; pyridoxal phosphate binding. Gene Ontology annotation, cellular component: mitochondrion. Lineage: Eukaryota; Metazoa; Chordata; Actinopteri; Lampriformes; Lampridae. The record is from RefSeq and is a predicted model, not a curated record. Bases 71 to 1552 code for a protein of 493 amino acids.
UGUAGCUGACGUAGAGGCAAGGCGGUGGACACACAAAGUCUCCGACGUGCACAGAGUGAACCGCACAGGGAUGGCGACGGAGACGUUGGACAAAGAGAAGACUAUCAGCCUGAGGAAGAAGCAUAUCGGGCCGUCUUGCAAGGUGUUCUUCAGUCAUGACCCCAUCAAGAUUUUGCGAGCCAAAGGCCAAUACAUGUAUGAUGAAAAAGGAGCGCAAUACCUAGACUGCAUCAACAAUGUGGCCCACGUGGGCCACAGCCAUCCAGAGGUGGUGAAGGCUGGAGCCCAGCAGAUGGAACUCCUAAACACCAACUCUCGUUUCCUGCAUGACAACCUUGUGCGCUAUGCACAGAGGUUGCAGGCCACGCUGCCCGAAAAGCUGUCCGUCUGCUAUUUUGUCAACUCGGGCUCUGAAGCCAACGACCUGGCCCUGCGACUAGCCCGGCAGUACACAGGCCACAAAGAUAUCGUCACGCUGGACAAUGCGUACCAUGGCCAUGUGUCAUCCCUCAUUGACAUCAGUCCAUAUAAGUUCCACCAGCUGUCAGACAUGGCGCGGAAACAAUCUGUUCAUGUGGCUCCAAGUCCAGAUAUCUACAGAGGCAAAUACAGAGCGGAUCACCCCGAUGCUGCCGCAGCAUAUGCAGACGAUGUCGGAGAUAUCAUAAAGAAAGCCCAGGACAAAGGACGCAACAUUGCUGCUUUUAUCGCUGAGUCCCUGCAGAGUUGCGGUGGACAAGUCAUUCCCCCCGCGGGCUACUUCCAGAAAGUGGCAGAACACGUCCGUCGGGCGGGUGGCGUCGUCAUUGCCGACGAGGUCCAGGUGGGCUUCGGGCGAGUUGGCACCCACUUCUGGGCGUUCCAGCUCCAGGGUGAGGAUUUUGUGCCAGAUAUCAUCACCAUGGGCAAACCCAUUGGUAAUGGACACCCCAUGUCGUGUGUGGUGACCACCAGAGAAGUGGCUGAAGCCUUCAUGUCUUCUGGGAUGGAGUAUUUCAACACAUUCGGCGGCAACCCGGUGUCCUGUGCCAUCGGUCUGGCAGUCCUAGACGUGAUCGAAAAAGAGGACCUGCAGGGCAAUGCGCUGCGUGUGGGGGGCUACCUGACCAAGCUGCUGGAAAAGCAGAAAGAGAAACACCCGCUUGUGGGGGAUAUCAGGGGGCGUGGCCUGUUUGUGGGGGUGGAGCUCGUGAGGGACCGGGUGAAACUCACCCCUGCCACCGCCGAAGCCCAAGAAGUCAUAUACAAGCUGAAGGAAGAGCACGUCCUCCUUAGUGCCGAUGGACCUCAUCGCAACGUCCUGAAGUUCAAGCCGCCAUUGUGUUUCAGCCGGGAGGAUGCUGACAUGGCGGUGGGGAAAAUCGACCACAUUCUCACCGACCUGGAGAAGGCGUUAGGCCUGCAUUUGCCCGGCAUGGAGACCAGAGAGAAUGGCAGCAGUAAGAGAAAGGUGCCAACCGAUGAAAAUGGACGUCACCAUGAACGAGGAGUGGCACACAGCAAAGAAGGCGUCCAACCAGCCCCUCAGCAAACCAAACGCCUCAAGACAUGACGAGCGUUUGUGGUUUUCUGAACUCACCAAGCGUAUUGACACUCGCGUUGUCGUCCUCCUACUUUAGGUGUGCGGAGGAUUACGGUACAUCGUGUACUGAAACAACAGGAAUCGUCCAAAAUAAUCCCAGUUUAAUUUGUUUGAACCUUUAACAUUCCCGAGCGCAUCCGAGUAUUUCCGAGGUGAUAAGCUGGUCCGAAUGCUGUAAAUGAAAAUUACUUUAUUCUGCAACCUGAACGGGGUUGUUAUCUUAUAUAUUUUAUACAUAAUUCAGAUAAGACUUUCAUGUUUUAGCAACUGAAGGAAGUAGCGUUUGCUCACGCGGAAUACAUUUUUAAUAAACUAAGUGAAACACAUUGUAAUGACAAUAUACAUUUAGAUGAAAUGGCUCUUUUAGGGAAGUUUGAAAUCAUCACAUUGUGUAGCCCUCCUGGUAGAAAGCAGGCUAACAAUUCGUCACAAAGUGACAACCAUGUAUUGUUUUUCUUUGUAAUGAGGUUGAAAAAUGAUUUCAGACAAUUGAUGAAAGCAAGCGAAAUCUCAAGCAAGUACGGGGCAAUAAAAUAAUGUAAGACUGCUUUGUUGUUGUCGCUCGAGCUCAAAGAGAAACUCGGUGU